AAGUGUGAACAAUGCAAUCGCACCAGUCGUGAGCUUUGGAUCAUGCAAACCAUACUUCUCAAUCAGCUAGGCCUGAUGUACUCGGGCAAUCGACGGGACCUUGAGCUGGCAGAGCUGGUCCAGGCCGUCCCGGUUACUCUUGCACGACGCAAGAGACUCCUUUCAAAUACUCUCCCUCGUACACGAAUAUCCGCGUUGCAGCUCCCGCUUGGUCAAGAACGGCAGCUCUCAAUACAUGACGAGGAACGUCGACGGGCAGGGUUCGCCAUUUGGCUGAUUGAUUUCGGGUGGAAAUAUAGCUUUGGGCUUAACCAUGUAAUGACGGCGGACGAGCUGCAGAAUUGCCUUCCGCAAUCGGACGAUUGCUGGGGUGCACCAGGCGCUCAGCAGUGGGCUCAAAUCAUGGAAGCCAGGAACUUUUCCACGGUACCGUCCUUACCUCGAACCAUUGCGAAUCAAAACUGGAUAUGGGCAUGGUCACAGACUGGAACGCUGGGAAAGCAGACUAUCCUGCACUAUCUGACAAGCAUGGUCAUGAACGACGACGCAGAUAGCUCCUCUCAGGGUUGUUGGUCGGAACAGAGACUCGCAGCGGCGGCAACAUUCAAGAGCCUCCUUGGAGAAGAACUUGGCGAGGGCCACACAAAGGCAGCUGUGCUCCACCGCGUGCUGAUUUACUCGGGCCUGAUGAUCCAUUACAGUCCAACCCUGCGAGUAAAAUCUGUUUGUCUAAGGGUCAUAUACCGGAGAAUGGACGCCGCGUCGUGGGAUCUUCUAUCGAGUGAAUGGGCCAAAUCACCAUUUCAAGGGCGUCUGGCGGUGUUGUAUGGGAGAAACCGGAAGGGUUCCAUCCUGAUGUUGGGGGCCUGCUGGCUCUCAGGACUCUACAUGGAUUUGGGUUAG
Molecule: messenger RNA, 903 nt
Organism: Aspergillus novofumigatus IBT 16806
Lineage: Eukaryota; Fungi; Ascomycota; Eurotiomycetes; Eurotiales; Aspergillaceae
Exons: 3
Biological process (GO): DNA-templated transcription
Molecular function (GO): zinc ion binding; DNA binding
Source: RefSeq, a predicted model, not a curated record